AUGAGUGAGAGCUCAGUCCUUGCUCUCCAGCUCUCCACACGCUUCUCCCUCUGCAAGUGUGUGCUCCCAGAGGACAGGUCAGAGGUGCACUCCCAAGAUGAAAUUCAACUAUGUAAUUACCUAGACCUUGAAAUACUGAAAAGACAGGCAUCAUCAGAAAGCUCAAAGAUACAACACACUGCAGCAGAGUAUUUUUUACAUCUCAGUAAACACUUGAAAUCUCCUUUACCGGAUCCUUUCUUGGGAUGUGUUGUCACAUUACUAUACUCGUCUGACCUGAACGUGCAGAAGACCACCUCCCUCUCCCUUGUCAACUUUUUACUAAAAGACACCAUUUGUAUCAACACAGUGAUUGACAUGAAGAUUCUGGAGCCAUUGAUAGAACUGUUUAAAUCUGGCGAUGCAGUAGCCCAGUCUAACUCCUGUGCAUGCAUAAUUAUGUUCGCCUCUUCAGAGGCUAAGGCAGAUGCUAUCAUUCAUGACGGUAUCAUCCCAAUGUUGGCUUUAGCAAAGUCGUAUGAUCCACAAGUUCAGCAGGAUGCUGCCUGGGCUUUGUUACAAUUUACACAGUCAGAAUAUUCAACUAAACUCUUGUGUCAGUGCGGGGCUCUUCCAGUCUUGGUCCUUCUGCUGCAAUCCUCUAAUUCACAACUUCAGUUCCUCAGCUGUUCAGCUCUGUGUAAUAUUGCUUCUAUACUGAAGCUCCAACCAACACUGUUAAAUGCAUGUGGCUGCUAUUUAAGUCGAUCUCUAGUAAAUCUAAUGUCUUCUACAGUGACAAAGAAUGCAGCAAAAGCAUGUCAGUGUCUCCACCUUCUUGCCCACAAUGUGCAGAUCCAGGUCCGGUUGAUGGAACUAGACUGUGUUUUGCCAUUGAAAACAUUGUUGAGAACUUCCAGUCUAAUUUACAUUGAGCCAGCCUUAACACUACUGUGCAUGUUGUCUGCACAUGCACCUAAUAAAGAUGUCUUGGUGGGUGAAGGAGUCCUGGAUGUGAUUGGUCAACUUUUUCAUUGUCAUAACUCCUGUCCCACAAUAGUGAUACACUGCUCCAAAAUCAUCUCUCAUUUGGCCAACUCAGAUUUAGGCCCACAGGCUGUUACAGAUACCAUGUGCGUAUCUGGACUCCUGAUGGCACUUGAAAACCAAACUAUGUCUGACGAGGAUUUGCUCCAAGUGACUUCAUGUUUACAGCAGCUUAUUAACAUAGGUACUUUAAGAUCUCAUGUGGUUGCACAAGUUGCAUCAGAGCAUAUUACGAGGCUGGUGAAUGUAUCUAGACAAACAAGUAAUCCUUUGUUAUCCUUCUCAUGUACUGCUAUUUUAAGUAAACUUAGUAAAGUAAGUAAAGCCUUUCCUGUUAACCAAAUUAAUUUAAGGAAGUUUUGUACACCACAUAACGAAUCAUGCAUUACAGAAGAUCUGGCAGACAUUUAG
Molecule: messenger RNA, 1437 nt
Organism: Periophthalmus magnuspinnatus
Lineage: Eukaryota; Metazoa; Chordata; Actinopteri; Gobiiformes; Gobiidae
Exons: 11
Coding region: 1-1437 (478 amino acids)
Molecular function (GO): protein binding
Source: RefSeq, a predicted model, not a curated record